AUGACUCGUAUAAAGAACCAGGAGCCCUCGCCGCCGACUAGGGCCCAGAUCAAAUAUGUUCUGUUCCACAACUGUAUCCCCUUUAUUGGAUUUGGUUUCCUUGAUAAUGCCAUCAUGAUCGCAGCAGGAACACAGAUUGAACUCUCUAUCGGAGUCACUCUCGGGAUCUCCACCAUGGCUGCUGCUGCGUGGGGGAACCUGAUUUCAGAUCUGGCCGGUCUCGGUCUUGCAGGUUAUGUGGAGGUUCUGGCGACCAAAUUUGGGAUGCAGGGUCCAGAACUGACGCCCAAACAGGCGGACAUGUGGCAGACCAGGGUCAGCUCACACAUGGGGAAAGCCAUCGGAGUGUCCAUCGGCUGUAUCUUGGGGAUGUUCCCGCUGUUCUUCCUGGAUGAUGAUGAGGACAAAGAGAAAGCACAGCCCCGCAUAGACACAGUGUCACCGUCUUCAUAAGCAGCCGCUCCACUGCACACGUACAGACUGGAUACUGCUGAUGAAGUAUUUCCAGCUGGAUGUUUCUCUGUCUUCCUGCUCAGGCGGCGUUCACACCUCUUCAGUCUGUAAACCUAGCUGAUGAGAUUCAGUUCACAAGCCCUUGGAGCUUCUUCCUAACACCAAGCUGUGUUCACUGUCUGCUCAACUUGCCAUCUGUUAACUGAACAUGUCAAUACAAUGGCUAUUCUCUCAUUUCAAUUCAUCCAUUUGACACGUUGAGGGACAGACGCUCCAGGGACCCAUCAUCCAUUCUUCUUUUUCACCAUGAGAAAACAAGCUUUGAUUUCUUUGUGAUAUAUAUCCACAUAAUGUUAGACACUUUCAAUAAUAAUAUUGAAUGAGUCUGUCUCAAGCACUUUUCAAAUCUUACAUUUUCUUAAACAAUUCUAUGAUGUAGUCACAAUCCCAUAUCUGAUUCAGGUCUGUUUGAUCUGUACAGCAUAGCACACUCUGUCCUCAGACCCCUCAGCAAGUAAGGAAAGCCCACCCCCAGUACUAACAAAUGCAUCUUAAACUACAUUCAGCCUGUUUGUGUUCUUAUCCAAUCACUAAGAAGUCAAACAUUUUCCCCAUGAGUUACUUAAACACAAAGACAUGGUGGAAAUGAAUCUGAUGAGUCUCAGCGUGGAUUCAUGCUCUCUCGUCAGCAAAUACUUUAAUUACACGUUUGCCAACAAACUCAAUUAAAUACAGUUUCCCCGUCAAUAACAGGGCUACAAGCUCACUUUUUAGUACCGCAGCAAUCUCAUGUAUACUUAGAUUCUUGCAUGCAGUGGAGUACUGUGUGUGUACACAUUGUAAUUGGUGAGAACGGAUCAGUGCUCUCCAUUGGCAGAUUCCUCAGUAUAUGAAUCCAUAUCAAGGGGGAGGAGUUACCGAUGCAGAACGUUGCAGCCUCCUUAGUCCCAGCCUGAGAUCCACUAACUGGAACCUUUGUCCCCUGUUGUUAAGAGCAAUCAAUAGUGUAGAUUAGAAGCUCAUUUAUUCUUAGAAAUGAAAAGAUUUGGUUGUCAUUGGAAACCAAUGUGUAUUAAGUCCCAGUCUUUGACACAGUUCCAAUAGCUUUUGUGAACGCUGCCUGCGCGGCUCUCAGGAUGGGAAGUGCUCACAACACCUGCACACUCCAGCUGGUUCAAACAUCAGCUUCAGCCACAGCAGGUUCAUAAUAAUAUUCUUUAUUAGACCCCCUCCUCUUGUCCACAGAGGGGUGUGAGUUGCCAUCACACAGAAACAUCCAGGUGUGAGGGGUCCCGUCCUGACGGUAGAAACAUGCAGCAUGUUCAGGAACACUACUUCACGUUCAACAGACAACCUGAGGCUUGUGUCCUUUUGAUUUUCAACUAACUUGUAAAGCAGUACGUGGAAUAUGUUGGGACUCUAUACACAAACCAUGUAGGGUGAAAACAGGAAAGCGUUUCUCAACGUUCAGUGCCCACUGCUACCUCCAUGGGAAUGUGUGUCUGUGUUUUGCAUGAAGAACUGAUGUAGCUCUAUAAUCAAAUAUUUCCUCGUCAGAUGGUUUUUAAUAUGCUGGAAUAUCUUCAAAUGUCUUGUACCGACCGGUUGAAGGAGGGUCAGUGGCGAGGCUCUGAAACUGAAGUUGCUCAUUUCAGUUUUGGGCUUUACUCUUUGUUUUCCAAGGUCUUCUUUGUAUCUCAUCUUUUCUCUUAAGGACGCUUGAUUUGGACCCAGCCAUCUGUGUUCUCUUCUUAGGUUUGUGCUCCAUCACACUCGUAGCUGCAGAUGGUUGGAUUUACCACAAACAAUAAGAGCGUGCAGCCUCAAAGUGUCUAGCAUAUACCACGAGUCCCUUCAGUAGGUUUGAUUGAUUUCUACAGCUCAGACAUUGUCUUUUUCAAAUGUGUAGUCUCUCUCUCUCUUUGCUUCUCUCUCUCUCUUUGCUUCUCUCUCUCUCUUUGCUUCUCUCUCACUCCAGCUUUCUGCUCAUAUUCAAGGUGCUUUUUGUAAAUACAGUGAAUCCAAUUGAUCCUGCUGCCUCUGAAACCAAUCCCUAUUCACUCCUUAUUUCAAUUUCCAUUUUGUAAUGGUGCAACAGAAUAUUAUUUUCACUUUUGAUUUUUAUGGAUCAACAAUUAUUCAUUCUUUGAAUCAGAAAAAUAAAUGUUGGGGAUCCUAGAAAAUAUAUUUUUCUAAGUAAUUGCCUAAAAUACAAGAAUCUUACAUUCUAAAUACUCACAUUUUAGAAUGGCACUACUUAGGAUUCUUUAUGUAAUAUGUAUGCACUAUAAUUUGCUCUAAAAAUAUCCCACAAUGCAUCAAAACAAAGUAGAGUCCACGGCAAUUAUGUUUUGAUGAUCCUAAAUAGCAAAGCCUAACAUUUGAUGGAUGCUUAAAGAACAUUUCUACCACACUACUGCUGAUGCGUGAUGUUUUAUUGUCCCAUAAAUGAAUGUUGAAAUGGAAUCUCAAGCAUAGCUUUCCCCCAGUAUUCCUGAUUACUACAUAUUCAAAAGGAGAGAAAUACUGCUUAUUAGUCUACAUAAACAUAUCAACUAUAGCUAUAUUGUUGCACACAAUUGUAUAAUAAUGUAAGAGCAGUAACAUUCUGGUGUUGCUCAUGGGAAAAUCUGUAUUUAUUUGUUGCCUUAUUUCCUCUUUGCGUCUCUGCAGUUGCAACAGUAACAUGAAGGGUUAACCCAUCAGUGAGGGAGGGGCUUCAGACUCACACCACACUUUGUUUCUAUGAACCCUCAACUGGCUUUGACACUAGCAGAGCACGCUGGUCAGGAGGAAGGACAGCAGGAGUUAUGCUAAUGCCUUGAAAGGUUUGAGAAAUGCCUAAACUCUAAAAUGUUGUGAUAUUGAUUGUGAUGCAGGGAGGAGACGUGUUCAUCUUCAGAGGGAUGAGGACACAAAUCCUCAAAUGGAAAAGGAAUGAAGUGAAGGAGAUGAGGAAUGUUGGGGAAUAAUGGAACCUCUGAGUUCAGACUGACUGGAGACAGAAAUGUUUAACACAUAUUGUAAUGAGUGGUUGGAUUCCAUAUUUAACUUUGUCUUUGGUUUGACUGUAAAAGCCGCGAGGGAGUUAUGGUGCAGAACAAGAAGCAAUAUCUGUUUUGAAUCGUGUGCUAAAUAAGGAGUAACUCAUUAAUAAUCAAUGUUCUCAGACACUUGAUCUCGAAUGGUUUUGUAUCAUCUCAUGUUUAUAUCACGUUGUGUAAUGUUUUCUAACAGGAUGCUCAGGCCUGUGGUGAACACAUUGGAUUGUUUUGUAUUCCUCUAGAGAUUUUGAAGCAUAUGAACAAAGUAUAACCUCUUAAUGAAUGCUGUGUUGUGCUGCCAUCUUGUGGACCAGCAGCUGUGCACUGAUACGUGUAUGUACUCCAGCCAGUCAUGUGGAAGGACUGAUUAUACAGGAUGCAUUGUGGAACAUAAUGUGCAAUUUAAACUCAUGUAAUAAAUGUGGGAAUGUUACCUCUGACUCUG
Messenger RNA from Notothenia coriiceps (black rockcod), 3942 nucleotides. RefSeq names its product transmembrane protein 65-like. Bases 1 to 453 code for a protein of 150 amino acids. The transcript has 7 exons. The record is from RefSeq and is a predicted model, not a curated record. Gene Ontology annotation, cellular component: mitochondrion. Gene Ontology annotation, biological process: cardiac ventricle development; regulation of cardiac conduction. Lineage: Eukaryota; Metazoa; Chordata; Actinopteri; Perciformes; Nototheniidae.